CGCCGCCGCCGCUGCCGCCACCUCAGGAGCUGGGCCCGAGCGGGGAGGCGGGGCCCGAGCGCAGCCCCAGCCGAAAGCCGCCGGCCCUCAGCAGGCCCGCCGCUUUCCUCCGCGGGCUGCAGCAGUCGUUCGGCAGGCAGCUCCCCGGGGGGGCCGUUUGCGCCAUGAAGCGGGGAGGUGCCCGGAAAGGCGCCGCUGGCGACUGCCACAGGCAGUCCGGCCGGGACCGCUUGACCCUGGACUUCCGCGCCUGGCAAGGCUGGCUGUGCGCCGCUGUGAAAGAAACGGGAUUCUCCAUCACAAGAGCAGACAACAAAAUAUGGCUCACACUUCUAAUGGCUGCAGUUUCAGGAAUCCUUCACUGGUACCAUAUAACAACUCUAUUUGAAAACAACUCUCGUUUUUCUCAUCUUUCAACUCUGGAAAGGGAAAUGGUUUUUCGAACUGAAAUGGGUCUUUAUUAUUCCUAUUUCAAGACCAUUGUUGAGGCACCAUCGUUUUCCAAGGGGCUGUGGAUGAUUAUGAAUGACAAGAUAACUGAAUAUCCUCUUGUGAUCAACACACUGAAAAGGUUUAAUCUCUAUCCAGAGGUUGUGUUAGCUUUUUGGUACCGCAUGUACACAGGGAUGAUGAAUGUUAUUGAUAUUUCAACAAAGAGUUGUUGGAUUGUGAACAGAGGAGAAGGUGUCAGUCCUGUUGAAAGUUGUGAAGGACUGGGAGAUCCUGCUUCUUUUUAUGUGGCUAUAAUAUUUCUUCUGAAUGGAUUAUUGGUGUCAGUAUUCUUCAUAUAUGGUACAUAUCUAAGUGGGAGCAGAUUUGGAGGACUACUUACAGUGGCAUGCUAUUUCUUUAAUCAUGGGGAGAGUACUCGUGUGAUGUGGACCCCUCCUCUUCGUGAAAGCUUCUCAUAUCCAUUCUUUGUAGUCCAGAUGCUCUUGCUAACCUACAUUCUCAGGACUCCAAAACUUACUAGAAGAAGCCUGAUUGCACUAUCUGUUGUUAAUGUUUUAUUCAUGCUUCCAUGGCAGUUUGCUCAGUUUGUUCUUCUGACACAAAUGGCAUCGGUUUUUGGUAUAUAUAUUUUUGGAUUCAUAGAUUCAAGCAAACUACAGAUGAUACUUUAUGCACAUAUGGCAUCACUUGGAGUCUGUUUUAUCUUGAUGUUUGGGAAUGCUAUGUUGCUGACAUCCUUUUAUGCUGCCUCUUUAGUAGUUAGCUGGGGUAUUCUUGAACUGGGUCCUAAAUACCUGAAAAAAGGUAGAAAAGACAUUCCUUUAUGGGCUGUUAAAGGAUUUGCUUGGGUGUUUGGGACAAUUGUCUUGAAAUGGUUGAUGUGUCAAAUACUUGGAAUAGCUGAUGAUGCUCAUAUAAGCAACCUAUUAAAAGCAAAACUUACUGGUUAUAAGGAUUUUGAUACAUCAAUGUAUACCUGUGCUGUGGAGUUUGAUUUCAUGGAAAAAGAGACUCCAGUGAGGUACAUGAAGACAUUGCUGCUUCCUGUUGUUCUAGUAAUUUUUUUAGUAAUUUCACAGAAGACAUAUCAACAUGUGUUAGCUAACAUAUAUAAUGAAGAAUACACGGAAAGACAGGAGGAUCAUUUUAUUCGUGGAGAGCUAGUGUACCAUAUGCUGCAACUUGUUAUAUUUGCAGUUCUUGCAAUUUUAAUUAUGAGACUAAAGCUAUUUCUUACACCUCAUAUGUGUAUCAUGGCAUCCUUGGUGUGCUCAAAACAACUGUUUGGAUGGGUCUUCAGUAAAAUCCAGCCUGGAACUCUUGUUGUUGCCAUUUUAGCAAUGAUGGCAUUUGAAGGGAUGGCAAAUGUUCAAAAAGAAUGGAGUAUUGUGGGAGAAUUUAGCAACUUGCCGCAGGAAGAGCUCUUGACGUGGAUAAAAACAAACACCAAAGAAGAUGCUGUUUUUGCGGGAGCAAUGCCUACAAUGGCAAGUGUAAAAUUAUCUACACUUCGACGUAUUGUGAAUCAUCCGCAUUAUGAAGAUGCAGGAUUACGAGCAAGAACGAAAAUAGUUUAUUCAGUAUAUAGCAGAAAACCAGCAAAAGAAGUUAAAAGGGAUUUGCUAAAGUUGGGAAUAAAUUAUUACAUAUUAGAAGAUUCCUGGUGCCUGAGAAGAACCAAGCCUGGCUGCAGCAUGCCAGAGAUCUGGGAUAUAGAAGAUCCUAUCAAUGCUGGGAACGUUCCAUUAUGCAAGCUGCUGAGUCAAGAUUCCAGGCCAUUUUUCAGAACAGUGUUCAACAACAAUAUAUUCAAAGUAUUAGAAGUCAGCAGGGAAUGGUGACAGUGUAACUUUAAACUGGCAACUAUUUAAAAAAAUUCUAUGAAUUCCAGCUCAGUUAAUAUUAAUGGGAGUUUUGCUAUUGAUAUCAGUGAGUCAUAGAUUGCACCAUUAGACUUAAGCCGUGUUUCAGAGCACUGUGUGUUCAGUGGCUUUCAUUGUCAUUUGUAGUAAAUGAAGCCCACAUCUACAUGGACUUCGUUGCCUUUCUAAAUUCAACAGUGGGUAACCCGCUGCAUACAUGCAGGGCCUCCUCAUUAGAUCCAUUUCUUGGAUGACAAGUCUAACCAUAUUUAUUUGGAAAUGCAUUAAAGUUUAAUGCAUUAAAAUAAACUUCUGAAUAAAUAUGUUGAAGAUUAAGUACCUGGCUUUUAAAAUGAGGACCUGUAUUGAUGCUUUACUGUUUUAAAACAACCUCAAACAUAACAAUUUGUAUUUCAUUUCUGGGUCAGUUCUUAAAAAUUUGCUGUGCAAACAUUUAUACAUUUGAACACUUUUAAAUAAAUAUUGACGCAAAGCAAGUAAAUAAAAAUGGCUACGGAAAAGAAUGUCAGGUUUCUAAGUCAGUGCAACUGUAGAAGCCAAUAAACUUUCUUAGCCAACUCAGUGUGUUUUGGAAGCUAAGCAGGAUAAUGAAUUGGAGGUACAGUAUUCAAGAUUUGUCACUUAGUCAAACCAAUAUCAUACUAGCCCCACUUUCCUAGCAUGCUUCUCAGAUAUGCAGUUUUUAUGAGUGUGUUUGUGAAAAAAUUGGAUAGUUUCCAUAGUCCAGUAUGUAUGCAAGUAGUUACUGUUUUUGCAAAACCCAAGGAAGGUCAAUGGUAAUUUCUGUCUAGGUCAUGUAUUUAAAUUUUUAUUCUGAAUGGAAUAAAUAACUUUGAACUUGUUAAUGGAGAAUGUAUAUUUUGCACAUUCUCAAUUCUAGUUUUUGAGUGAUUGCAAAUACCAGAUCACUGGAAUCAUUUGCAGUGAACAGUAUUUUUGCUACUAUGGUGUGAAAUGCUUUGUUAUUAGAGGGUAGUUGAAACUGACCAAUUUGCACAUAUGAAACUUUUAACAAGAAAAAUGCUUCUUGGGAAAGUUCUUUUUUACUUCACCUCAAUGCAGAAAUAGGGAGAAAAACUAUUUUGGCCUCCUUGUAGAAAGAGAGAGACCCUAAAUUAUUAGGAAAUAACACUUUUGUUACAGAAAAAUAAAAUGCAACUAUAUAAGCAAUGUAAAGUAAAUCUGAAAUAAAGUAAUUUCACUUUUAUGGUUCCAGUAUACAUCUUAGAAUAAAGAUAACUUUUAUAACAGAGGAGCCAGUAGUGUGGCAAAUAUUAAUACCACUAGAGCAGUAUUCCUCUUUUUCUAAAACUUAUUUUGAUAACAGCCUUCAAAGAAAUUCUGCUGAUGUACAGUGCAAUUUCAGAUAAGAAUUCGCUUUGCUGUAAUAAAUAGGGAAAACCUGUGCUAACUACUCUCUUGUGUCUGUGACAGUUGCAUUAAGUCAUCUAGAUAGGAACCCUCUGGAAAACUCUUCAGCCACCUGCUUAACUUCCACAUUGCAACUAUAUAUCAUUGUCUGCAACUAACAAUUCUAAAUUCUGUUGCAAUAAAAUGGUGAAUCAUAUAUUAGGAUAGCAGUAUAAGAAAUAUUAGAUUAAUUUAGUUUUCUUUGUUUAAGGAGGUAAGGAGAGUCAUUUAAUUGCAAAUAAAAAUUUCCUUUUGUCAUACUUGCUAGACUGGACUACCAGGAAACCUGAACAGUGAAAAACUGGCAGUAAAGAAGCAGAAACCUAAUUUCUUAUUUUGUAAAUAAAUUAUAUUACAGCACAAAAAUGGUGUAUUUUUAUGGAUUUUGUUAUAGUUCUUGAUAUUUGCUGUAAAAUAAAAGACUUGUUUAUAUUUGA
This is a messenger RNA of Eublepharis macularius, 4183 nucleotides long. RefSeq names its product dpy-19 like C-mannosyltransferase 1 (gene DPY19L1). The record is from RefSeq and is a predicted model, not a curated record. The transcript is spliced from 23 exons. Gene Ontology annotation, molecular function: mannosyltransferase activity. Gene Ontology annotation, cellular component: nuclear inner membrane. The coding region runs from base 165 to 2294 and encodes 709 amino acids. Lineage: Eukaryota; Metazoa; Chordata; Lepidosauria; Squamata; Eublepharidae.